Messenger RNA from Helianthus annuus (common sunflower), 970 nucleotides. RefSeq lists its product as uncharacterized. The transcript is spliced from 3 exons. Lineage: Eukaryota; Viridiplantae; Streptophyta; Magnoliopsida; Asterales; Asteraceae. The record is from RefSeq and is a predicted model, not a curated record. The coding region runs from base 355 to 822 and encodes 155 amino acids.
ACGAAUAUUGUUAUCCAUGUAGGUUUUUAUCACCCUCGUUGUGUUGCAAAGCUGCUUGAAGACGAAAGUGACACUGAAGAAAAAAUCGCUGGUGGCAAACCAUUCACAUGUCCUGCACACGUAUGCCAUAAAUGUAAAAAGAAAGAGGAUGAGACGGUGAAAGGGUUGCAAUUUGCGGUUUGCAGGCGAUGUCCGCGGUCAUACCACAGGAAAUGUUUGCCAAGCAAGAUUGUAUUCGACAAAAAAGAUAACGAUGAUGGUGUUAUAACUAGGGCGUGGAAUAAUCUUUUGCCUAAAUCACGCGCAUUGAUAUAUUGCUUGAUAUCGACGUUACUUAAAGAUGCUGCCGCUUCUAUGACAUAUAAUAUGGUUGAAAAGCGUUACGGCCUUGCCACCAGUGAUACCUAUGUAGGUGUGGCAAACAAGCAGCCAGAUAAUAAAACCGGUAAACUGGAUACCGCGCAACAAGGAUACAAUCAGGAGGCUUAUAUUGAUGUGACAAGGAAGUAUGAAAUAGGUUCUUCAAGUCCAAGGACUGGGUACGUCAAGGGUGGCCAUGAUUCGCGUAGUUCAAGUAGAUAUAGGCUUGUGGCUGCACAUCCAUCAUCAUCAUCAUGUGACAGGUUUGGCACAUUUGCAAUGAACCGAUAUGCACCUAGAUUGGAUGAGUUAAAUCACACAUGGAAGAAGAAUAGGGGGAUGCAGGUUUAUGAUCAUCCCCUUGGGACAAUGGAUGCUUCUCGUUCAGGCGAACACGAGAAACCGAGCCAGCAAUCCUCUCGACACCAUAACCCGCCCACCAAUCAUAGGGCGGCUGGAUGAACGAGUGAACAUGUCGAUAAAGCCAUUGUAAAUUGUAGUUUACAUACAACUUUAAUAUGUAGUUAUAGCUUCUUACUAUACUAGGUGUUUGGUCAUGUAACAAAAAGGAGACAGUAGAUGAUAAUCAGUAGUUAUAGUUUACUGUACU